AUGCCAGUUCUGGACCGAGAGCCCUCCAAAGAUUCCGGGGGAGACGAUGGCCUGCCGAAGCUGCCACUCCCCCCCCUGAAAGACACGCUGGACACGUACCUGAUGUGCAUGAAGCACCUGCUCACAGAGGAGCAGUUUAUCAAGACCCAGGACACAGUGAAGGAGUUUGGGGCCCCUGGAGGAGUGGGAGACCUGCUGCAGAGCAAACUGGAGGAGAGGAGGUUAAAAGAGGCCAACUGGGUGUACGACUUCUGGCUGAGUGACAUGUACCUGAACAACAGAAUGGCUCUGCCCGUCAACUCCAGCCCUGCGAUGGUCUUCCCCCUGCAGAACUUCAAGGCUCCCAUCGACUCUUUGAGGUUCGCUGCACACUUACUUUCAGGUGUUUUGGAAUACAAAACGCUUCUAGAUGCACGUGCCCUGCCUGUGGACUACGCCCGGGGCCAGCUGGCUGGAACCCCAAUGUGUAUGGAGCAGUACUAUCGCCUCUUCACUUCCUACCGCCUACCGGGACCUGAGAGGGACACACUAGUGGCCCAGGAAAGCUGCGUGAUGCCAGAACCUGAACACGUCAUUGUGGUUUAUAAAAAACAGUUCUACGUCCUGGAUGUGGUGCUCAACUUCCGCCGCCUGAAUGAGAGGGAUCUGUUGACUCAGCUGGACAAAAUUGUCAAGAUGGCUGACAGUAAAGAAGAGCAGCUCCCACCCAUCGGUCUCCUCACCUCAGAUGGACGCACAGAGUGGGCAGAGUCUCGCAGAGCUUUAAUGAAAGAGUCAACAAACAGGGAUUCUCUGGACAUGAUCGAGCGUUGCCUGUGUUUGGUUUGUCUGGACGACGCCAGCGGCCCCGAGCUGAGCGACACCACACGUGCCAUGUGGAUGCUGCACGGAGGAGGCGUGGCCAAGAAUGGUGGAAACCGCUGGUACGACAAACCAAUGCAGUUUGUUGUAGGAGCUGACGGCUGCUGUGGAGUCGUGUGUGAGCACUCACCAUUCGAGGGAAUCGUCCUGGUCCAGUGCACAGAGUACCUACUCAAAUACAUGAUUGGCAGCCCAUCGAAGCUGGUCCGAGCUGCGAGUGUGAGCGAGCUGCCGGCACCGCGCAGACUCCGCUGGAAAUGUACUCCAGAGGUGCACAAGCUGCUCGCCUCCUCCGCUGACAAGCUGCAAAGGCUGGUGACAAAUCUGGACAUGAACGUGCAAAAAUUCGACGAAUACGGGAAAGAGUUCAUCAAGAGGCAGAAGAUAAGCCCAGAUGCCUACAUUCAGGUGGCUAUUCAGUUGGCGUACUACCGAUGUCAUCGCAGACCAGUGUCGACGUACGAGAGCGCCUCCAUACGACGCUUUCAGCAGGGCCGAGUGGACAACAUCCGCUCAGCCACUCCCAACGCCCUGGCCUUUGUCAAAGCAAUGACUGAUGGGAUGCAGAGUAAAAGCGAUACAGAAAAGAUGGAGAUGUUACGAGGCGCCAUAGCUGCACAGACAAAUUACACUAUUCGGACUAUCACAGGGAUGGCGAUAGACAAUCACCUACUAGGACUGCGUGAAAUUGCACAUGAACUGAGGAUGGAGAAACCAGAGAUUUUUAAAGACGAAGCCUAUCUCAUCAGUAACCAGUUCAUUCUCUCCACAAGUCAGGUCCCGACUACUGUGGAGAUGUUCUGCUGCUACGGACCCGUGGUCCCAAACGGAUAUGGGGUGUGUUACAAUCCUCAGUCAGACCACAUCAUCUUCUCGGUGUCUAGUUUCCGCGAGAGCCCUCAGACGUGCUCGGCAGAGUUUGUCAAGUGUCUGGUGCAGGGACUGUUGGACAUGAGGGACCUGUGCAAUAAAUGCAACUGUGUCUCCACCCCGACCAAGCAGAGGAAGGAGCAGACGCUGGAGACGCACACGCAAACGGAAACAAACUGGCAAAGCAAAACACAGCAGAGACCGUGUGAGUCGUCCAAGAACCAACAAGCGCCGCCACAGGUUCUGGUGAAGAAGCCGGACCAGACUCACGUGGAGGCUCAAACCCAGACUUGAUAACAGGGAGAGGCCCCAGCUUUGAAGAAUGGCAGUAAAUCCUAGGAGAUUGUCAGCUCCAGUUUAAAUGUGUUUUCUGUGGUGCAAUAAUUUAUUGAGUCCUUCAAAGAAAAUCCAAUCCAACUGUGAUACGAGAUGUUAUGUGAAGCAGUUGGUCGUAUACAGUAUCGUUAAAUCUGUCACGUGUUGACGAACAUUGAAUGAAUAACCCUAACCCUAACCCAUACAGCAGGAAUUGAAAUGUCUAAAAAAUAGCAAAUAUAUACGUAGAUAGAAAUUUGAGGCAAAUUUGAGCUUCUGAUUCUUGUUUUGCACUAAAUUAAGACGAAUCGGCCAAAGAAAAGAGGAAUGAGAAUGAUGACAACCAGAGCUGCAGGUAAGGUUGUUGGGAAAUGAGCAAAUAUUGAAAUGAAAAAAACAUAUAUAUUAUUCUCUCUUCGAUAUUUCUGCAUCACGCCUGUCAGUCAUUGUGACAGGACCAAACCAGUCUGUGACUUAUGACAAAUGGUUGAUUGUCUCAGUAUAUGUGUCAAUUUGCAAAGUUGCAUGCUGCUAUCUAAUGGUUUGAAUCAUAAUGAGGAUUAUGGUACAUUGUAAAACCCCAAUCUUUUAUGCAAUCUCCCAAUGUUGUCUUCAUAAAUUAUUGUCUAUUGCACCAAUAUACAUACAUGUUAUCAUACAUGUGGUAUUAGUAAAAUAACUGUUAAAAAAUUUAUGUCAAUCAUUAGACAUUUAGAUCAUAUGAAAUAUGCAUACAACUGAUUUCCAGGGGAUAUUCUUUAGUUAAUCAAUGUGAAUGUUGAGUGUGAUUAUCAUGAAUUUGUAAGUUCAGGAGCAGAAUAUUAAUCAAGCUAUUUAUUUUGUAAUACAUCAAUUAUAGUAAAUGUAACUUUAAAGAUGAAACUUAUUGAGCAGAGGUGAUCACUGUGUUUAUGUCCGUCAAAUUGUAUUUAUAGAGUAUUAAUGAAGAUUAAAACAGAGAAACCAAUAUUGAAAUUGUUCUGUUGGUUUUGCUGUUUCCAGAUCAAUAAUGUAAAAUCUAUUUAUUUAUCUUACUUCGCUGUGAAUGUUAAAAGGUUAAUUUCACUGACCUGUGGUGGAAUUACAAAAUCGUACAUUAUUAUAAGCUACAUGUGUAUUCAUAGGCUCGGCUGAAACAGCCUAAUCAGAGCCUUGCCCCCCCCCCCCCCCCAUCACCUUAAUAUGUACAACAAUUUCCACCAAUAAGAUAUUUGUUUAGAUUUUUGGAAAAUUAUGUUUGCCAGAUUCUCUAUUAUCAGUUUCUGUUUGUGUUGAACGAUUACAUGUAUGAACAAGCAUCAGUGAAUUUCUUUGAUAUUGAAGAAAACAUAAAAACAAGGAGGGAAGUAUGAAGUACGUUUUUCUCUGAAGUGGGUUCAUCACUUACUGAAUGUAAACAUAUGUAUGUCUUUGUUCAAAUGUAUUAAAGGUAUAAUAUAUAGGCUACUUAUUAUACUAUAAACUAUGUACAUCU
Molecule: messenger RNA, 3520 nt
Organism: Platichthys flesus (European flounder)
Lineage: Eukaryota; Metazoa; Chordata; Actinopteri; Pleuronectiformes; Pleuronectidae
Gene: chata
Product: choline O-acetyltransferase a
Exons: 14
Coding region: 1-2025 (674 amino acids)
Biological process (GO): acetylcholine biosynthetic process; neuromuscular synaptic transmission
Cellular component (GO): neuron projection; cytoplasm
Molecular function (GO): choline O-acetyltransferase activity
Source: RefSeq, a predicted model, not a curated record